Molecule: messenger RNA, 666 nt
Organism: Strigops habroptila (Kakapo)
Lineage: Eukaryota; Metazoa; Chordata; Aves; Psittaciformes; Psittacidae
Gene: C4H14orf180
Product: chromosome 4 C14orf180 homolog
Source: RefSeq, a predicted model, not a curated record
AUGUGCUAUUUUUGGCUACUGAGUACAUUUCAAGUAACGUCAUCCUUCCCAAGCCAACACUGGUAUGAAGGGCGGAAACUCUGCUUUCCACUCCCUUGUCAUUUGCUGCUGCUCCCAUCUGCUCAGUGGCACUGCCUGCUCAGUAUUCACUGCAGAGGGAUCUAGAUGCUUUCCCCGAUCCUUCUCAUCUUCUUGAGCGGGUGGCUUUCUAACUGAAGCUUCGUGUGGAAGGCUUCAUGUUGGCAUCCAGGGUACAUGUCCCAAAUAUGUCCAGCCCCACCUUCUGAUCCUAGUGGAGAGGAGUUGCUGACAGAUGACAGUAGCUAUCCUCCUUCAAUACUGAGGAAAAGGCCACCUGUGGAUCAAGCUGUGGGGGAAAAGCGGAAACCAGAGAGAAGGGUUCGAUUUUGUGAGCCAGAAGAGGUCACUGAAUAUGCCAUUUCCUGCUGUGACUACGUAGUGGUAGAUGACAGAUCAUCAUCUGGAUUGCCUGUGCUCCUGUGGCUCUCAUUUUGUGCAGUGCUGAUCCUUGCUGUGAGUCUCUACUACACCAGCAUGAAGCAAGAUGUCAAAGUCUUGGAAGAAUUUCAAUCCCGACUUGUUAUCUUCUUUCUUCAGAUAAGACAUGUUGCUCAGAAAUGCUGGACUUGGUUUACGAGGCAGUAG